AUGUUGUUGGGGUUGGCGGUCCUGGUCGUCGCCCUCUGGCUGUACUUCGACACCACGACGUAUUUCCAAGUGUCGGCGAAAGCCACCGAGUUCAACAAGGGCCUUUAUGUCUUCAUCGCCAUUGGAUUCCUCAUGCUAGUCGUGGGUUUCUUGGGUUGCUGCGGGGCUCUCAAAGAGUCGCAGUGCAUGUUAUGCAGCUUCUUCGUGUUCCUCCUGAUCAUUUUCGUGGCCGAGGUGACAGUGCUGGUCUUGGCCAUGCAGAACGAAGACCAAUUGUCCAAGUUGUUCAAGGACAGUAUGAAGACGUUGGUGCAGACUGAAUACACUGGUUCCGAGUCCGAAUCUAAAACUGCCAUUCUGAACGACAUCCAACAACAGAUUGAAUCGAAGGAAGGACUGAAAUGUUUCGAUUGA
Notodromas monacha is the source of this 414-nucleotide messenger RNA. The record is from the annotation of a GenBank genome assembly. Lineage: Eukaryota; Metazoa; Arthropoda; Ostracoda; Podocopida; Cyprididae.